This is a messenger RNA of Giardia duodenalis, 2925 nucleotides long. RefSeq names its product BBSome complex subunit PTHB1. Lineage: Eukaryota; Fornicata; Diplomonadida; Hexamitidae. The transcript has a single exon. Bases 1 to 2925 code for a protein of 974 amino acids. Gene Ontology annotation, biological process: cilium assembly. The record is from RefSeq and is a predicted model, not a curated record. Gene Ontology annotation, cellular component: BBSome; membrane.
AUGUCUCUCUUUUCAACGGUUCCCUGCUGGUCUCACGCCUUGGAGGAGCGUGUGGAUGCUAGGGCAGUGGCAGUCCUUAAUCUGAUGCGCGCCAAGAACAACUCGGCUCAGAUUGUCGUCGGAUCCCUGGCGGGGCGGCUCACGGUGCUGCGGACUGAGAGUAACGAGUCCGAGACUCUCACGAACACAGUAUUUUCUAGCGAGACAGAAAACCCCAUUCUGGGCCUUGAGUUGGGCUUCUUCACUGGUCCAUCCCCGCUCAUUGACGAGGCGGCCAGCAAGCCCGAAAAUUUGGAGUUGGCGGUAGUUCAUCCCCACUCGAUUGGUAUCUACACUCCUAAAAGAUUGCAAGACGGCGAUAUAGGCUUAGAGCUGGUGAGUACGGUGCACUUUAGCAGGUACAUAAUUUCCACAUGUGUCAUCACCUUGCCAAGUCCUAGUACUGAGGCCGGCGCUGCCCUCUAUCAUAGUAGGCUUGCAGUAAGGACAGACGAUGGCAUACUACACAUCUGUGCCCGUAGAGUGAUGGCCACCCACCGUCUAGGACUUAUGUACAGUUUCCCUACUCCGAUGGCCUUUUGCCCGGGGACUAACUCAUUGGUCAUAGCCACGUUUGAUUACACGAUUGUAUCUUUUUCCUGUGCAGAUGUUAUGAAUGAUACUGGAGGUGAAGCAUGGAAUAGUAGUACCGAGCAUGAUGCAACUGGACCUGCAAGUACAUUUAAUGAUGAGGGAAACCCCCUUUUGCGCGGUGUGCCACAAUCAAGCAAGGACGUCCGCUCUUCUCCGCUGAAGCCACAAUGGACUUAUGUCAUUGGUGAGCGGAUUCAGCAACUUUCCUACGGCCGCUGCUUCGGAGUAGACUCAGGACUGGAAGGCGAGGUCAUCGCUCUGCACACACACGGUAUAACACUUGUCAACGCAUCUACAGGAUUGCUUUCCGUGGAAAAUCAGCUCCCAGAUGGGCUCUUAUUCAGCAUGGCCUUAUUCAGAGCUCCAGUCAAGGAAAAGGAGUCCACCUCCCAGCCGAUUCGGCAGAGAAGGAUCAAUUUGCCUGAGAUUUCGUCAAUUGUUGUCUUAGACUCCAAUAGGACACUUCACUUCUUCCGCGGAGGUGAACUUAGAUGGACGUCUAGGCUAUCGGAUAGCAUCGACGAGCCUGUGGGCGUUCAUACUCCGCAAUACAUGGCCCAAUUGUUUGUACCUCGUAGUCCUCCAAAGAUGUGUAGCCAGGAUGGCUUGUUUGUGGUCCAGUCCCGCAGUGGAUCUAUACAGGUUCACCUCCUUGGGACCAACCCCUUGGACGUUGAUGGAAGACCCAGUAGUUUGCUUCCUUCUCUUCUCUCACCUAUUGCUAUCCCGAAACAAGCUGUAACGAAGACCUUGAUGGAGGAAGCCCAGAAGCGAGUAAGCGCUUUAAAAGCCCAGCAUGCGAGCAUGCGCACAGGCUUGGAUGAGCUCAUUACUGUUAACUGCGGCAUCAGUAAGUUUUAUCGGGAUGGCAACACAAAUUACACCAUAAUAGAACUAACACUUAAAGCUGUAUCUGGUCGAUUGCCUUCGGCAACGCUCGGAGUUACUGGCUGCGGAAGCUAUGAGGAGCCCAUCACCGACCUAUCGUCCCUUGCAGAGUAUCCCUCUUUUCUUUCCUCUGAUAACAAAGAUAUCCAUGCACCACUAGCAGGCCCACCGUCUUCUUUUAUUCAACUUGGGGAUAGAGAAUGCUUCAGAUCAAUAACAAGUACAAUAGUGCAUCUUGGCAGCGGAGCACCGGCUACUGUCUACAUCAAGCUAGGGAUCUCCGAUCUUUCCUUCUUUGUCUCACCAUCUCUGCAUCUUUCCAUCUGUGCCAAUGUAAAGAUCCCGUCAGAGGACUGUCUUCUGUCAGUACCCUUUGUUGUAACGCGCAGCCUAUCCCUUCCAUUGUUUUCGAGUGCUCUAGUUCGUGAGAGCUCUGUUUUUCCGAAAGCCACCGAUCUACCCUUAAGGGUCUCUUUAAAGAUAAGCCCUAAGGAGUCUUUUUCUACCCUUCAUGAGCUCCUACUUAAGCGGCCCUUCUCUGCAUCUAUCCUCUCUGAGGUGGGGAAGAAGUCGCCGAAUGCUGUGUGCAUAAUUGCAGGAGUCCACGGCCAGGUAGUUGUUUCUUUCCAGGACAUGCAGCUUCACAUUACGGCAACUGCUCUGGAAAUACUACCCCUUGGGAUAGAGUUUCUUCUGGGAUACAAGAGCUUCUUCCAAAUUACGGGUAUAGACUAUAGCGAAGAGCUAAUACUUGACAAACUCCUGGAUAUCUACGGCCAAUGUGUGGAGCUGAGCAACGCCUUGGAGAAGCUCAACCUACGCUUGGGUGUAACCUCGGAACUUGUUGCUGAUGUCCUGCAACUUGUCACGGAAGUCAUUCCACGGAUUCCAUUUGGCACGCAGCCAUUUGAUGUGGACUUCACUAAGCUCUUGCCUAAGUACUCUCAAUUCUCCUACCAGUCCAUUUUGGGAAGUAUUGGGUUUCUUACUCAGGCUACCUUCAAUCAGGGUCAGAGCGUCCUGUCGGCUACACGGUGUACGAAUGUAGGAGAGAAGGUUGAUGCUCUCUUGUCCUACUACGAGCUGCAGCUUCGUGAUGCGCAACAGCUGUCUGCUAACCAUCAGCAUCUGCUACAAAAGCUAAGGGCGGGCAUGAACGUAGUUGUAGGUAUUAUAGGUAUUUGCUUCUUGAUGAGAGGAGAGCCCACGGAGGAGGGCUUUGAGCAGCUGCACCAAUGCCUGACAGAGUUCGAACACCCAUCACACUUGUACUACUUUAUUACAUAUUAUUCCAAACAAGAUGACGAUUCGGUAUCCAGUCCACGCACAUAUGACUUUGCCAACUGUCCAACACCAGAUCAACUUCGAUUAGGAACCCGCAGCCUUUUAGCCAGAUUUGCAUAG